AUGCAUGCUGAAAGUUCCUGCGGCAGUGCUGAGGAGGUGCAGACCGAGAGCAUCGGCAUUGUCCAGUUCGAUAAUGCGGUGAUUUACGCCGAGGAGGGCCAGUCACUCAUGGUACAUAUCAUGCGCUUGGGGGAGCGGCACUCGGUCUGCUCCGGUGACUACUACGAGACUGGGGAUUCAGAGAUGUGGGGUGACAUAUGCGAAGCCUUGAAGGGCACCGCGCACUUCAAGCCAGGAGAGAGGAACACGACGAGCAGUCUGCAAUUCUUCGAAGAUUCUGGGUACCCAGGCUCGACAGUGGAGGCAAGCAUUCAAGUUUCGAGCCCACACGGCUGCGUACUCGGGGCGGUUAACGUGAAACAGGUCCGCGUGGAGUUGCUGGAUAAUCAUACUUCUCCCAGAAGACUACAGUACCGAGUCCGAGAGAAAGAGCCAAGAUUUUAG
This is a messenger RNA of Prorocentrum cordatum, 444 nucleotides long. The record is from the annotation of a GenBank genome assembly. NCBI's taxonomy places the organism in Eukaryota, Dinophyceae, Prorocentrales, Prorocentraceae.